Molecule: messenger RNA, 1197 nt
Organism: Yamadazyma tenuis ATCC 10573
Lineage: Eukaryota; Fungi; Ascomycota; Pichiomycetes; Serinales; Debaryomycetaceae
Source: RefSeq, a predicted model, not a curated record
AUGAGUUUAGGAACAAAGAAACCUAAGUUUAAACUCGAUCUUAAUAUCAAUGAACUAUCAAAUAUCCCUCAGGUCAGUGGAGAGUGCUACAUAGAGCUCAAUAUCCGUGACAGCAAGAAGAAAUCACUUCCAUCGCUCCGAGCCCUUUCCAUCCGAAAUAACAUUCACAAGUCGCUUACUGAUAACGAUAAUAGCGAACCGUCUCUGGGAUCAUCAACUCCAGCCUUCUCCUCGCCUAACAGUGAAGACAACAGGACACACACAUCUAAUGGUAACAUUUACGUCACCACAUCCUCGAAACCAAUACAUAACUUCAAAUGUGGGUUCAACUAUAAGGUGUCAUGUAACUUGCGGUUUGGCAUUAAGCGCCGGGAAAACUUGAUUGCAGACAAGUAUCUUCUCAUGAAGAUAUUCUACGUGGGAGAAAAGCACAAGGAAUUCGGCCAUCACCACACCAGUAACAGGCUCGAGUUGGGAAAACUAGAAAUCAAUUUAGCUGAAUAUUUGAAUUUCAAUGAACCUGUUACUUCCAAGUAUUUGCUUAAAGACUCGAAAGUCAACUCCAUCUUGAGUUUGACCGUCCACCUAUCGGAGUUGCCGGCCAGCUUCGACUUUCAUACGCUGCUUCAAAUCAACGAUUCGGGAACUGUUUCUAAGUCUGUCACUCACCAUGACACCACCUCAAAGUCCUCUUCAACUGCUCAGUCAUCCUCCCACAACCAGUAUAAUGUCCCGCAGUUCGAACGGAGAAACAUAUUUGGCGGUUUGAACGACGUCAUUGGAUCUGAGAACAAGAAGACCGAUACUUCUAUCAAGCGGGAACAGUCUCCGAUGUCUGAUGAUAGGCGUAUUCAACGGUCUGGCACCAAGAAGAGUCGCAAUCCUCCGGAAAAGUCGUUGGAAACGAAGGGUGACCAAGACCCUCCUGUGCUCAUUGAUCCCAUUGUCAAUGACUUGUACAAGAAGAUUUUGGAGUCUACGUGGGACCCAAAACUUCAUCUUCUUUUGGACUUUUCGCCGGAAGUAUGCAUCAAUAGCAUAUUCAACAAUUCUGCUGACGAAUGGCGGCAGAAAUUGAAAGAUGACUUGGCGGAUGACAACGACGAGGAUGAAGAGGUAAGGUGCAUUCAUGGGUUAAUUAAUGAGACCAACUAUAGAGAAGAUUUGAGAAGUUGGAGCGUCAAAGGUGUAAACUAA